This is a messenger RNA of Cyprinus carpio (common carp), 3233 nucleotides long. RefSeq names its product interleukin-3 receptor class 2 subunit beta-like. Gene Ontology annotation, biological process: immunoglobulin mediated immune response; cytokine-mediated signaling pathway. The transcript is spliced from 14 exons. Lineage: Eukaryota; Metazoa; Chordata; Actinopteri; Cypriniformes; Cyprinidae. Gene Ontology annotation, cellular component: external side of plasma membrane. The record is from RefSeq and is a predicted model, not a curated record. Bases 335 to 2332 code for a protein of 665 amino acids. Gene Ontology annotation, molecular function: protein binding; cytokine receptor activity.
GGCAGUUGCGAGAAACGUAGUGCGACAUUCAGUACUACGUCUGUUUUUACGCUACAUAGCUCCAUUAGUGGCUUACGGGUAGAUGGUCAGGUUCACCCGAAACGAGCCGUUUUAUAUACAAGCCGUUUUAUAUAUGAAGAUCUACAGCGGUUUUUAAGAUGUUCACCUCUUCCUUGGAAAUGCUCCAUUCAUUAAAAGAUGGAUUUUGAAUUCUUCACUGAAAGAUGGAUUUGGAGGUCACCAUGCUUUUGUCACAAACAAUAUCUUGAAAGUAACCAGAAGAAUCACCUGCUGUAAAAAAACACCGGGCCUCUGAUCUUGGAUCUCAGCUACAAUGUUGUCCACAUGGAUUCUGCAUAUGGUUGGAUUCGCUCUGCUGGUCAGGGGAGUCAUCAGUGAUGACCAGUGUCCUCGUCAUGAAGUCAAGCCUGGGAAAGAUUCUGCAGUGCUGGAUUCCUUGCAGUGCCACAAUGACUACAUGAGCUAUGUACAGUGCACAUGGGAGGUCGAUCCACAAGUUCAUCCACAAGAAAACAUGCAUGAAUUGUACUUCUGGGACACAAGUAUGAAAAUAGAUACACUUUGUGUCUCGAAUGCAUCUGGUGUGCUUUUAUCCAAUGGGAAGAUCUCUCACGUGUGCCGCUAUAACACGGAUAGGUUUAGCUUGUAUGCAGUCCACAUUCUUUACUUCAAAGUACCGUGUGUGAACAGAGCCACUACUCUCAGAGUUGCUCAGCAUGGAAAAGUUUGGGCCCCAAUUGAUUUGACAGAGAGGGUGGCUGAUGGCGGAGGUCGUCUGCUGUCCUGGAGAAGCCCGUAUCCUGUAUCCUCAAAUAUGACAGGAACUCUUGUGUACCAGCUUCAGUAUACAUUCAGAGGAUACAUGCAUGACUGGACUAUUGUGGAUAACAUCACUGCUUCUGAGUAUAUGAUUGACAAGGAGUCACUGUUGUCUGGUUACCAUUAUCAAGCCAGAGUGAGGGCGCGAGGUCCAGUGGGACUCUGGAGUGACUGGAGCCCCCUGGUGUCCUGGAAAACUCACAAUGAUGGAGUCUUUAACCUGCAGUGCAUGAUAGCGGGGGAAACAACUGUGACGUGUACCUGGCAAAUGAAGACAGAACAUUAUCAGUUUAUGUCUUAUCAUCUCUGGUGCAAUAAUAAUAAUAAUAAUAAUCUCUCCGUUUGUUGUGAAGAUCCUCAGCUGAAGUCGAGAGACGUUGAGCUUUCAGAGUUCAUGUGUUCGGUAAAAACCCCUGACCCUUCCCUGUUAACGGUGGAGCUGAGACCAGUGUACUACGCUAGGAAUUUCAAUUCUUACAAACACAUUAAACUUUCACAACCUGACCAGAUCCAUGUGAAGGAAGGCGAUGGUGUUUUCAUACUGAACUGGCCUGAACCAGCGGUGUCUGAAGAUAUUGAAUACUCUAUCCAGCUUAAAAUCUCGACCAGCAAGACCUCAAAAAUGUGUAACCUUUCUGCAGAGGAGAGAGAUUUUGACCUUAACUUUAGUGAUCUAGAUCCUUCAACUGAAUACCAGGCCCAGAUCAGAUUACUACCAGAACCUGACGAUACUUAUGACAUUGCGCUAUCAGAAUGGUCGCAACCAGCAGUGUUCAAAACUAAGCCAGGUAACGCCUUGAUUUCUGCCAGGAUAAGACCUGUUUUGUCAUGUGUUUCUGUUCCUGUUUUGCCUUAUUUGCCUUAUCUGUUCCUGUCCUUGUUUAGUUUGAUUAGUAAGGAUCGAGAUUUGGAAAGGAUCGAUUCCAUCACCCAUAAAGAGCAAAGUGCUGGAGGGGAUGGUAAAGAAUCUCCCGGUGGAUGGCCAAACCUCCAGAUAGAGAAAGAGACAACCGCCAUCUGUGUACUACUGGCUGCAGACGAUGUCAGUCUCUGCAAAAGCAGUGUCUCUUGGGAGCCUCUUUUGUUACACAUUGAAGAUGCUGUUGAAAUGGCAAAAUCAGAUGGAUCAAACCACUUUCAUGCCUAUGUGGGGGAAGGCAUGUGCAAAGACAAUUCAGGCAUGAACUUCAGUGGGCCUUAUAUUAUGUGCUGCGAGGAAUCCUGCACCCAGGACAAAUUACCUGAUGGCUCUAUGGACAAACAUCACAUGUGCGUGUCAAGAAAGUCUGAGAGUUUGGCUCCAGAAAAUGAAGGCUGCGUUGUAACUCCGCCCACCACCAUGCCAGCAACUCAAAACACUGACCCCUUCGAGAGCCCGACUGAUAACCCUUCAGAUGAAACCCCUGCAUACACCCCCAGCCCAGAUCAGGGUUGUGUGGUCCUCCCUCAUCCGUCCGGCUACUUCACGAUGCCAAGUGUCAUCACGGACUAGUCAGAGCCAAGAGGAUUCUUGACGAUCACACAUUCUGGAACAUCAAUCGGAGACUCAAUGAAUGAUAGUUUGGUUUAAAAAAAUGAGGGGCCUAAGGGCUAAGCACAAAGAAUGUAGUUUAAAUCUUUUGCUUUACAUAAACUGUCACUUUAUAAGCAAUGUCUAGCGACAGAUGAAUGUUUCGCAUGCUCAUAAUGAAAAGGGUGAAAGACACAUAGGAGCUUCAGUAGGACCUAUUAAGUUGAAGCUAUUGUGCUGUGACGUCUCACCAACAGAUGGCAAUGUUGCUUUAAAUGAAUGUAAGAAUUUUUCUUCUUUCCUCAGUGCAAACCUUGGAAAGAAAAACGCAUUAGGUCUAAAAAAAAUAAUGUUUUUUUUCCACAGUGCCUUAUAUACUUACUGCAUAGAAUGUCCUUUCUUCUUCACAGUUUUUGCACUUAACUCAGCUUGACAGACAUUGGCAGCCUCAUUCACUAACUGUGUAUGCAGAUAUUUGUGCUCGAAAUCUGCUUAGAAAAGGUUUUAACACAGAAAUCGUGAUGGUUCAUCCAUCAGUGAGUUUCAAAAACCGACGGAAUCCACAAACACGCAAAACAAAUAAAUAAUGUGAUAAUAAAUGACCCAGGUAGCCAAAACAGUUUGGCCCGAUAAUGGCAUAGAUCCGGCAGGCCGGAAGAAAUAACUCGGCCUGGCUGUGGUUGCUAGACUCGGGAUGGACAUGGGAUGAAUGACGCCCCAGAAUCGGCCCGAGUCCAGCUGCCAAAACUGCCGGCAUUGGGCCACAAUCACACCGACGAGAAAUUAAACACUUAGCCGGCACUGGUCCGACACUGGGUCACAAUCAUGAUAAUACCUAGCCAGUACUAGUCUUGUUCACUAAAUAAAAAAAUAAUAAUAAUAA